Molecule: messenger RNA, 1295 nt
Organism: Schistosoma margrebowiei
Lineage: Eukaryota; Metazoa; Platyhelminthes; Trematoda; Strigeidida; Schistosomatidae
Source: the annotation of a GenBank genome assembly
GUUACUUUUCAGCGAAAACUAUGACCUACGAAUAUAAAGUAACUAAUCAGAUAUUGUCGUCCAAUGAACACUUCUUAUAAUUAUUAUGGUAGCCAAUACAACAAUUACCACGCCUCAGAACACAGAAUUCCCUCUGAUGUGAAAGCUCAUGCGUGUUUAAUGAUCUUAGCAUGGGGUUUCUGUAACCCAAAUGCAAUCAUCAUUUCGAGACACUUCAAGAAAGGUUGGCCAGGUCGGACAAUAAAUAACUUCGCUUACUGGUUUCAGUUUCACAUUAUUCUUCAGUCAUUCACCCUUGCGUUCGUUUUAUUGGCACUAAUGAUUAUUGUUGUACAUGUUAUGGGCUACUCAAAUUUAAAUGAUCUUCCCUUCAGCGCUCACCCAGCUUGUGGAUUUGCAAUCGUUGUGCUUACUUUCUCAAAUCCUAUUGUUGCAUGGUUUCUCUGCACGACAAGUGGUCGUCAGAGAGCUAUUACAAAAUAUGUUCAUCAGGUGGCUGGAAUUUUGUCCCAGAUGCUUGCAGUCCCGACGGCCCUAAUCGGACUACAGAUGCCUGCUUUGGGAUAUGGUGUUUGUUCAUCAAAAAUAUAUUCGACACUUUUUGCUAUUACUGUUGUUCUUAACGUCAUCGUUGAAAUAACUCUUGAAGUUAUUGGAUACAAAAUCGGAAAAAAUGUCAAAAUUGUGCGGUCAAUUCUAAGCAUUCAAGCUGAUGAAGCUGACAAACUGCUCGCUCGAAUUGAAGAAGAUCCGAAACGUGGAGCUACAUUUUUAGAACACUAUAGGAUAGAACUUUUACAUAAAUAAUAACGGGAUUAAUAUCAAAAUACCGGAAGCAUAUUUGGAAGGACUACUACGUUGUAAUUGCAAUGCACAGUUUACAUUCAACAACGUAACUGAUUCGCAAAAGGGUGGCAUAGCAAUAGAUCCCCUCUUGGUCAAUUCCUAGCAGAUUGCUUCAUGGUCAGUCUAGAAAACAUUUGACUUAAAACGACCACUGAAAAAUUUCACUUGUAUAAAAGAAUCAAAGGUCCAAAAGAGGUGUACCAAAAGAAAUUACCAAAAACCAUACAUUAUGGGUAGUCAAAUACUUUCUUCUUGCUGUGCAUUUAGCGCUCAGUUUUAGCUUGGUAUUUGUCUUAGUUGUACUAUUAGCUGCAUAACGUUUCCCGUAUUUCUUCGGUGGAGUAAAAAAAAAAGGAAAAUUCAACACUUUUACUCUGAUUUUUUAUGAAAUCAAUUUUUAACUAGUAAAACAAUCUAUGUCAUACUAAAUAAAAUGUAUACAAACAUUG